UUUAGUGGUACGCUCGCACAUGGUAUUUAAGACUGCCAUUUCUCAUCCAAAAGCCAGUGUUCAAUCGACAACAGUUGAAGAAAGAGCUACUUCAGAAACAGUCAUUCAAACAGAGUUAUAGCUAACAAACAAGUGGCUAACUAAAAACAACAGCCAUGAGAGUUUUGGCAUUUGUUUCACUCAUGGUGGUAACCGUUUUGGCGGCACCUCAAUACGGGCAAGUGCCGCAAGCAGGUCGCCAAAAUGUUCCAAUUACCAGGGAACAGUGGGGCUCACUCAAUCCGUACGGUUCCGGAGCUCCUUACGAGAUUCAGAAGCAAUGGGAGAGCUUUUUCGAAUAUCUUCCUUGGCUGAAGGGACCUCCUGGACCACCAGGACCACCUGGACAAGCUGAUUACGGAAGCAAUUCCUAUGCUCAGCCUCAAGUGAUUCCAGGACCUCCUGGUCCUCCUGGACCUCCAGGACCUGCUGGAUACAAGGGAGAUGCUGGGUCUCCAGGAUCUCCUGGCUAUUCUGGAGGACCUGGGCCACAAGGACCACCUGGAAAACCCGGCGCACCCGGUUACCCCGGACCAAAAGGAUCACCAGGCUACAACGGCGCACCAGGUGCUCCUGGUAAACCAGGCUACAAUGGAGAGAAGGGAACACCUGGCUACAAUGGCUCACCCGGUCUACCUGGAGGACCUGGACUACCAGGCAAAGACGGAUACAAUGGAGCUCCGGGACUUGCAGGACUUAAAGGCGAAACCGGCCCACCUGGAUACACUAUCCCAUCCAAGAUCCCAGGCCCACCUGGUCCACCUGGCUACCCCGGUAAAGACGGAAAAUCAGGAUACAAUGGCGGUCCCGGCCCUGUUGGUCCCGUUGGACCUGUUGGACCUCAAGGGCCUCCCGGCAAACCUGGCACCAAUGGAUAUCCUGGCGGACCGGGACCUAAAGGAGACGCUGGAACUCCUGGCUAUAGCGGAGCACCUGGCAAGGAUGGAUAUCCUGGUGCCCCAAGCAAAAUUCCUGGACCUCCAGGACCACUUGGACCUUCUGGUCCUCCUGGCUACAACGGCGCUCCUGGCAAAGAUGGUCUCCCUGGCGGUCCUGGAUACCCAGGCAAAGACGGACUCCCCGGCGCUCCUGGAUAUUCUGGCCCACCAGGACUUCCGGGUAAACCAGGCAAGGAUGGCUAUCCUGGCCCAACUGGAACUCCUGGCUACUCUGGCGGCCCAGGACCCGUUGGCCCACAAGGUAAACCCGGUGCUCCUGGAUACCCUGGCGGUCCAGGACCAAUCGGCCCGAUCGGUCCUCUAGGCCCUGUCGGACCUCAAGGCAAACCAGGUACUCCAGGUUACCCUGGUGGUCCCGGACCAGUAGGACCUCUUGGACCAGUCGGUCCCGUGGGACCUCAAGGAAAGCCAGGAUCUCCAGGUUACCCCGGCCCUGCUGGACCUGCAGGACCUGCCGGCUAUCCCGGACAGUCUUACGAAGAACCGGCUUAUCAGCAGCCAGCUUACAAGUCAUCAUCCGCUUACUCUCAAGCGGCGUCCCAGUCUAGUUAUUCGGAGCCCCAAUCAUCUAGUUUCGCGAAAUUCCUUUUUUAAAAAACUAAAUGUCGACGUUUAGUUGAGAUCAAUGUGACAAUGGCAAGCAAUUCUUUUUCUCUCCCCUACCCGAAAUACUUUUAGAGUUUACAUUACAUAUUAUAUAGAGCUA
Molecule: messenger RNA, 1704 nt
Organism: Daphnia pulicaria
Lineage: Eukaryota; Metazoa; Arthropoda; Branchiopoda; Diplostraca; Daphniidae
Product: collagen alpha-1(III) chain-like
Exons: 4
Coding region: 156-1592 (478 amino acids)
Source: RefSeq, a predicted model, not a curated record